ACGAGCCGGAAAUGACGUAGCCUAGGCGCGGUGACAGAGAGUCGGAAGGCCGGGCUGGUUCCGUCUUUUCCAAGAUGGCUUCGCUGCUGCAGUCCGAACGCGUCUUGUACCUCGUCCGCGGCGAGAAGGAGAUCCGGAUGCCCCUCUCGCAGCUCUACUUCUGCCGCUACUGCAGCGAGCUCCGCUCCCUCGAGUGCGUCUCUCAUGAGGUGGAUUCUCAUUAUUGUCCCAGCUGCCUGGAAAAUAUGCCAUCAGCUGAAGCCAAGCUGAAGAAGAAUAGAUGUGCUAACUGUUUUGACUGCCCUUGCUGUAUGCACACACUUUCUACUCGAGCAACAAGCAUCCCUGCUCCACUCCCUGACGAUCCAGCCAAGACCACAAUGAAGAAAGCUUACUAUCUGGCCUGUGGAUUUUGCCGCUGGACUUCCAGAGAUGUUGGCAUGGCAGAUAAAUCAGUCGCCAGUGGAGGAUGGCAGGAGCCAGAGAAUCCUCAUACUCAAAAGAUUAACAAAUUGGUGGAGUAUUAUCAACAGCUGGCUCAGAAAGAGAAGAUGGAAAGGGAUCGUAAAAAACUUGUUCGACGCCGACCUUACAUGCCACUGGCUUUUUCACAACACACUAUACAUGUAGUGGAUAAAUAUGGUCUUGGAACCAGGCUGCAGCGUCAGAGACCUGGAGCUCCUAUCACUGCACUUACUGGACUUUCACUGAAAGAAGGAGAGGACCAGAAGGAGAUAAAAAUUGAACCUGCACAGGCUGUGGAGGAAGUGGAACCUCUACCUGAGGAUUAUUACACCAGACCCAUUAAUUUGACAGAAGUGACAACUCUGCGGCAACGUCUCCUACAGCCAGAUUUUCAGCCCAUCUGUGCUUCUCAGCUUUACCCUCGUCAUAAGCAUCUGCUGAUCAAACGCUCGCUAAGGUGCCGGAAAUGUGAACACAAUUUGAGUAAACCAGAGUUCAAUCCUACAUCUAUCAAAUUUAAAAUCCAGCUUGUAGCUGUCAACUACAUCCCAGAAGUGCGAAUCAUGUCCAUUCCCAAUCUACGCUACAUGAAGGAAAGUCAAGUUCUUCUAACUCUGACCAAUCCAGUGGAAAAUCUUACCCAUGUGACAUUGAAAGAAUGUGAGGAAGGUGAUCCAGAUGACAUUAAUAGCACUGCAAAGGUAGUGGUUCCUUCCAAGGAGUUGGUCCUGGCUGGCAAAGAUGCAGCAGCAGAAUAUGAUGAGCUGGCAGAACCUCAAGAUUUUCAGGAUGACCCUGACAUCAUAGCCUUCCGGAAAGCUAACAAGGUUGGAAUAUUCAUCAAGGUCACACCACAAAAAGAAGAGGGGGAAGUCACUGUAAGUUUUAAGAUGAAACAUGAGUUCAAAAACCUGGCUGCUCCAAUCCGGCCCACAGAAGAAAGUGAUCAGAGUUGUGAAGUCAUCUGGCUCACUCAUCACUUGGAGCUCAGUCUGGGUCCUUUACUUCCAUAAGGCUUGUGUGUAACUGGAUCCUAAAUAAUGGCCACACACUACACUAUGCCACUAUUGUAAAAGAACACAACGUGAUGGAAUGCUGAAGGCACUGCUUCAUAUAGGUUCUUUUGGAUGUGUGUUGGACGCACCCCAGGUUUGGCCCAAAAGAUCCAGAGGUGGAAUUAAAAGAGAAGAGCCACACUCCUGAGUGAUUGGUUCCUUCACUUUCCUCUCUGUAACAUCUCCUAUGUAAACUGGUGAUCUUAUCACUGUGCCACAUGUCUGGUCACCAUUACCGCACAAAGUUCACUGCGCACAUGUGUGGCCAUUUUGUCUUACUCCUGAAAUUGAACAAGAUUUCCUAUCAAAAACCUUAUACUGGCUUUCUUUGUGUUGGUUUAGCAAAGCUAGUAUUAGGUAAUGCCAAAAUAUCUCUUGUUUGUGGAAGGUUCUCUUCACAAUAAUUAUUCCAAGGCUGAAGUAACUUCUGAUAAAGCAGUGAAACAUGCAUCAGCAGCAUGACACACUAUUGCUUCCACCUUCUAUUGAACAUAUCACCUGUUCAGAACAGCACCCCAUAGCCUUUUACACAUGUAACCAAUUAAAAAAUUUAUGGGACAUUCUCUUGUUCUGUAAAAUUUAUUAGGGAAAGGUGGUUAUGUAAAAGUCAUUUGAUUGCAUCUUGGUAUUCUGAGGUUUGGCUGGCAUAAUACCUCUGCCACUUUAUAUGAUGGAAAAUGCAGGUUUAAAAUGAAACAGAAUACUUGGCACCCCAUGUAUAAAUUCUGCUAUAGUGUUUUACUAAAGCAGAGGUGCCACUGGAGGCUUGGGAUAGGAGACACUCAUUGGUGUUACUUCUUUAGGAAUAGAAUUAUUGACCAAAGAUAUUGGAUGGUUUUGGUGAGCGAGAUCACUUUUUUUUGCGUCUAAUUUUGAAACAUAAGACUUCUUGAGGAAAGUAGUUUCCCCAAACCACUGCAUUUUUGCACUUAGUACUUAAGACCGAUUUCCAUAUUAUAAGUGUAAGUGGAAUGGCUUUCAUAAGGCUUUCUUAGCAGGAAAUUGAAUAAAUAAAUGUUUUUAAAUUUGUUAAUUCCCUGAAACUUAGCUCACCGGAACCCUAAAUUCAGUAUUACUAUAAAUGUACUCACACAGACAUACGUAUAAAUGUUCCUACACAAGCUUCUCAGCUUUUUUUCUAGAUUACUUGGAAGAAAUGUGAUGAAACUCAGUGAACUGAUUUUUCUUCUUGUAAUUCUUGGCCUAAAUAAUAGAUGCAAAUAUGCUUUGAUGUAGCCUGGGAGUAAUAUGAAGAGGUACAUAUUGCAAUAUGAUGGCUUAUUCUGUAGAAUAAGACAAAAGGAAAAAGAGAAACGCAUUUCCCAGUUGGAUCAAAGUAUCUACUAGGGAAAUGCACUGAAGGCAGUUGGGAAAAAUGCUGUCCUUGUAGAUUGCAAGUUGUUCAGUGGUCUGUUUAAAUAGUCUUUAUUUGCAUCACAGUGCUUGGAUGAGGGUUGGAUUGAGGUUGCGUCUUUUCUGGUUUGUGCAAUGGGUGUGGGGGAAAAAAGAGAAGCUUGAUGUUCACAGGCUUACAUAGACUAUACACAUUGUAAAGCAUGAGUUUAAGAAGUCUAGCCAGUGUUUAUUAAAUGUGUAGUGUUUAGUGUCUGCUACUCUCAGUUUAUAAAAUAAGCUCAACUAACCCCUGGUUUAACCUCUCCAAAGCUAUUUUUUGGCUGAAAUAUUUUGAAAAAUUCAUUUGAUAGAGUUCAGUUGAAGUAAUGUACACUCGGGCUUCAUAAACCUAUAUAGGAAAGUUGGAUGUACUUCAGAGCCUUUUCUCCUUUUAAUCGAAUAACUGUUAAGAUGUAUUCUACAUACUUCUUCAGAAACAUCUCUGGCUCCUCACAAGAGGACACUGGAAGCACUCUGCCUUUGUCAAUAUUAAUAAAAUGACUGUGUUGCCUUACUGUUUAACUUAAUGUAGUGAACUUGAAAUAAAGAAGUAAACAAAACUGUU
This is a messenger RNA of Sceloporus undulatus (fence lizard), 3480 nucleotides long. It is a transcript of the gene DCTN4, whose product is annotated as dynactin subunit 4. The coding region runs from base 75 to 1478 and encodes 467 amino acids. Lineage: Eukaryota; Metazoa; Chordata; Lepidosauria; Squamata; Phrynosomatidae. The transcript is spliced from 14 exons. The record is from RefSeq and is a predicted model, not a curated record. Gene Ontology annotation, cellular component: dynactin complex.